Pseudonaja textilis is the source of this 2487-nucleotide messenger RNA. RefSeq names its product potassium voltage-gated channel subfamily C member 4 (gene KCNC4). The record is from RefSeq and is a predicted model, not a curated record. Gene Ontology annotation, biological process: action potential; potassium ion transmembrane transport; protein homooligomerization. NCBI's taxonomy places the organism in Eukaryota, Metazoa, Chordata, Lepidosauria, Squamata, Elapidae. Gene Ontology annotation, cellular component: dendrite membrane; postsynaptic membrane; presynaptic membrane. Gene Ontology annotation, molecular function: delayed rectifier potassium channel activity; protein binding.
GCUCACCUAACCUAAUCUAUGAUCAGCUCCGUGUGUGUCUCCUCCUAUCGCGGGCGCAAGUCAGGGAACAAGCCACCCUCCAAAACAUGCCUGAAGGAAGAGAUGGGCAAAGGAGAAGAGUCCGACAGGAUCACGAUCAACGUGGGGGGCACCCGGCAUGAGACCUACAAGAGCACGUUGCGCACCCUGCCUGGGACCCGCCUGGCCUGGCUGGCAGAUCCCGAUGCCCAGAGCAAUUUUGACUUUGAUGGGCAGAGCAAUGAGUUUUUCUUUGACCGCCACCCAGGCAUUUUCUCUUACGUGUUGAACUACUACCGCACGGGCAAACUACACUGCCCAGCAGACAUCUGUGGGCCCCUCUUUGAAGAGGAGCUGACCUACUGGGGCAUUGACGAGACUGAUGUGGAGCCUUGCUGCUGGAUGACUUACCGGCAGCACCGGGAUGCGGAGGAAGCCCUGGAUAUCUUCGAGAGCCCUGAGCCUGGCAGCAGGCUGGCUGGGGAAGAGGCUGAAGACGAAGGGGCCCGGGAGAUGACCCUUCAACACCUGGGCAUGGAGGAUAGGCCUCCUGGGGCCUCCGGAGGAGGAGGAAGUGGCUGUUGCCGGAACUGGCAGCUGAAGAUGUGGGCACUUUUUGAGGAUCCCUAUUCAUCAAAGGCGGCCCGGAUCAUUGCCUUUGCUUCCCUUUUUUUUAUCCUGGUAUCCAUCACAACUUUUUGUCUGGAGACCCAUGAAGCCUUCAUCAUAGAUACCAAUGUGACUGAGACCCUAGUAGUGGGCAACACGACGAAGAUUGUUGUGAUGAAAAAGAUGGAGACAGAGCCAGUUCUCACCUGUAUUGAAGGAAUUUGUGUGCUCUGGUUUACUCUGGAGUUUCUGGUGCGCAUUGUUUGCUGCCCAGAUAAAUUGAUCUUCAUUAAGAACCUUCUUAACAUCAUUGACUUUGUAGCCAUUCUACCCUUCUACUUAGAGGUGGGACUCAGUGGCCUGUCAUCCAAGGCUGCACGAGAUGUGCUGGGCUUCCUGAGGGUAGUUCGUUUUGUCAGAAUCCUCCGGAUCUUCAAGCUGACUCGCCAUUUUGUGGGACUUCGGGUAUUGGGCCAUACACUCAGGGCCAGUACCAAUGAAUUCCUCCUUCUUAUCAUCUUCCUGGCUCUCGGAGUUUUGAUUUUUGCUACCAUGAUCUAUUAUGCUGAAAGGAUUGGUGCCAUGCCAUCUGAUCCUAGUGGUAGUGACCAUACCCACUUUAAGAAUAUUCCCAUUGGAUUUUGGUGGGCAGUGGUAACCAUGACAACUUUGGGUUAUGGAGACAUGUAUCCCCAAACUUGGUCAGGUAUGUUGGUGGGAGCUCUCUGUGCCCUAGCAGGUGUUCUUACCAUUGCUAUGCCUGUUCCAGUCAUUGUCAACAACUUUGGAAUGUAUUACUCUUUGGCCAUGGUGAAGCAAAAGCUCCCAAAGAAGAAAAAGAAGCACAUACCCCAUCCAGUGCCACUUGACUCUCCAACAUUCUGCAAAUCAGAGGAUAACUCACCUCACAACAGUAUUCAGAGUUACAACAGUCCUCUAGCGGCAGCAACAGCAGCUGGGGUGAUGGAGAGGAAAAGAUCAGACACCAAGCAGAACGGAGAUGCCAAUGUGGUUCUGUCAGAUGAAGAUCAACCUCUUUCUUCACCCCAAGAGGAGAAGCAGCUCAUGAGGGGCUCAAGUACCAGGGACAAAAACAAGAAAGCAGCAACCUGUUUUCUCCUGAGCACUGGAGAUUUCUCUUGUGCUGCUGAUGGUAGCAUCCGGAAAGGACUCUUGAAUCCUCAGUGACUGUCACUAGAAGCUGGGAUUGGCUCAAGAAAUUUUCCUGUUAAAAAUGUAUACAAGGAGAAUGUAAGUUGGAAGGACCCAUCAAUUUGCUGUAAUCCUGCUUGCUGUGUAUUCAAUAUAUAAAAAUGUAUCUGAGGCAUUCAGGGUUACUCCAUAUUAUCAAUGUCGAGAUGGGCUGUCAACCAGUGCAAGCAUUUGAACUGUUUCACAAUCAGCAUUUUGUUGUGUGGACCAACUUGUUGGCCAACGUUGCUGCUAAUUCACUGUAGAAAUUUGAGUGGUUCCUGGACUUCAUUUCAGAUGGACACUGCUAAUCUUAGGUACCUUCCAGCAGACUCCUGCAGAUGCUUCAACAUGUAAGUGCCAACCUAGCAUUGUCUGCAGAUAGCAUUUAGUUUUAGACUCUACUAUGUGUAUUCCUGGCUUCUUCAGUAGGAAAUUCCCUUUCUGUAUAUGAUAUUCAUGGAACUAUUUGGGAAUUUCAAGCUACAAGAUGUUGCAAGGUGAAAGUAGCUUGUGGGUGUAUUUAAGGAAAAAGAAGAACCAUUAGACUGUCCCCCCUCCCCACAGUGCUGUUACUGCAUUCCCAGACAGUAUUUAGUACUAUUAUCUUCUGUACUGUAAAUAUGGCUCUUCUUGUCAAACUAUAAAAAAAAGUCUUAAUAAAAAGAU